AUGGAGGGAAUGCGCAUCGUGGCGCACAUGGGGUUGUUCGACAAGGGGAAGACAUUCUUGAUCAACCAGCUGUACGGCAAGAAUCUGCCAUCUGGUAAGCUGCAUGAGACGUCAGGCUUGAGCCUAGUGUACGUGCCGCAGAUGCGGUUCUUAGUCAUCGACACCAAGGGCCUACAGGCCCCAGUCUCUUACAAGAAGAAGGGUGUCCAGCAGCUGGUGGACGCUAGCCAGACAGAGGUGUUUUUAUUCGAGCUCGUGUCUCGAAUCGCUCACUACAUUAUCCAGGGAGCGCGACGGCGGAUUUUCGUUGUGAACGACUUCACCUGGCCCGAGCAGAGGCACGUGGUGCAGCUGCACCAGAAAUAUGUGCAGUCCAAGCGGGAGAACCAGCUCAUAGUGCUGCACAACCUGCGCACCACAAGAAGCAUCCGUGAGGCGACAGAGUUGUUCUACAAGCAGGUUGCCUCCAAGUACGAGGGCGUGGACAGAGGCGAGCUUGGAGGCCUGAUUUUCACCGUGGACGAGUCCCCCCGUAUUCACCACAUCGGACUUGCGGAGCAGGGCUCUCCUGCGGGCGACAAGUUCAAUCAGAAGAACAAAGCCCACCUGCUGCAGCUGCUGGACCAGCUGGAGGGCAUCGGGGAGCGCUCCAAGUCCCUGGCCAGUCUUCUUCAGGAUACCUUCGCCCAGCUACUGCCCGAAUUUAUCUACAUCGAGUCCGCCACUGGCGAGCGGCAAGACGGCUCUGGGCUUGUGGUGCUUAACCAGCUGGAGGCCCCCUCGGGCAGCGGAGGUGCCGUCAGCGACCUGGAGCCAGACGAGGAGCGCGACCCGCUGGUAUACAGGUCUGUUGGAAUGUUUAAGCUGCAGAUCCCUGACAACACCGUCGUCCACAUGAAGACCGAGGGGGUGUUCUCGGAGUUCUGCGAGCUGGUCGCGCAGGACGUCACCUUCAAGCCGCCCCCGCCCAACUUCUACGAGCAGCGCCUGAAGGACAAGCUCGUCCGAGUGGUCGAGUUCGAGGUGCCCGGAGUCUGGCGCAAGGACAUCAAGUUCCGGAAGGGCAUCCGCGGCUACUCUGUCAGCAUGUUCCGGGCCAAGGACGAGUCGCUCGGCGGAUUCGGCGUGGCCGCCAGGUUCCCCGCGCCUCGCGUCCCGACCGGGGAGUUCUCUUUUGACCUGUUCUUCGACGACGGCAUCUGGGACCUCGACGGGGGCCGAGAGGCCGUCACUCACGAGCACGGCAUACUGCGCAUCCGGCUGAAGCAGGACUUGCAGGGCGAGAUGUUCUCCCUGGAUGACCUCUGA
This is a messenger RNA of Prorocentrum cordatum, 1308 nucleotides long. The record is from the annotation of a GenBank genome assembly. NCBI's taxonomy places the organism in Eukaryota, Dinophyceae, Prorocentrales, Prorocentraceae.